Malassezia pachydermatis is the source of this 381-nucleotide messenger RNA. Its product is annotated as mgmt family protein. The record is from RefSeq and is a predicted model, not a curated record. Gene Ontology annotation, biological process: DNA repair. The transcript has 5 exons. NCBI's taxonomy places the organism in Eukaryota, Fungi, Basidiomycota, Malasseziomycetes, Malasseziales, Malasseziaceae. Gene Ontology annotation, molecular function: catalytic activity. Bases 1 to 381 code for a protein of 126 amino acids.
AUGGUUGACGCCGACGAAUUGUUCAACGCCGAGCGGUUUCAUAGCAUGGUGUACGAAUGUACGCGUCUCAUUCCCUACGGUCGCGUGACUACGUACGGACAUAUUGCAAAGUUGAUUGGAUAUCCACGUCACUCGCGCAUGGUGGGCCAGGCGUUGAAGUUUUUACAGGAUGAUUCGGUGCCAUGGCAGCGCGUGGUUGGCUCCGGCGGCGUCAUUUCCGAGCGUGGUGAUGGUGGCGCUGGCGCAGCGCGCCAAGCGGACCGUCUUCGGGAGGAAGGCGUGAGCGUGGUCGAGGCUCGCCUUCGACACAAUGCCCGUGGUGCAUGGCGAGUCAGUUCUAUGGCGGAAGACAAGGGGUUCGGAUGGUGUAUGUAUACAUAA